Molecule: messenger RNA, 10054 nt
Organism: Orcinus orca (killer whale)
Lineage: Eukaryota; Metazoa; Chordata; Mammalia; Artiodactyla; Delphinidae
Gene: NDST1
Product: N-deacetylase and N-sulfotransferase 1
Exons: 15
Coding region: 2433-5081 (882 amino acids)
Cellular component (GO): Golgi apparatus
Molecular function (GO): heparan sulfate N-sulfotransferase activity; deacetylase activity
Source: RefSeq, a predicted model, not a curated record
AUUGCAGAGCGGAGUCAGAAGUCCUGGCUUCACAUCCCAGCUCUGCCACCAUUAACUGUGGGAUCCUGAUCAAAGUACCUAAAUCUCUCUGGGCAUCGUUUUCCUCAGCUGCAGAGUGAGGAUAGUAACAGUCCUGUUUUGCUGGGGAGAUUGAGCAGAUCAGUGCCUGACCCACUGUAAGAACCCAGUAAGUGGGAGCUUUUCAAAGCUAACAAUGGUUGUCAUAAUUACUGUUUAUACCUAGGAGAUGAUCUAUCCUUUUAGAGAUAGAGGGAAGAAUCUCUGGAGUCUGAGUUUCUAAACUUUCUGUCUAAUGACUUGAGGCUUGUAUGGAUGAGGAAACUGAGGCCUGGAGAGAAAGGGCAAUUUGCCUAGGGUGUGGGACCUGCCCGUCUUAUCCUGGAAGCCUGGCAGGAUUUCCUCUCUCGGUUACAGCUGUUUUUCCUCUUCUCUUCUUUCAUCAAGGUUAAGGUGCUCAAGUUCUGUAGUGCCAGCCUCCUCCCUGGUGGCCACGUUGAGUGGUGUCUAAAACUUGGGCCAGUUAAGUUGGCCUGGCUGGCAGGCCUUGUGACUGCCCUCGAGACCAGGGACUCAUACCCUAGACUGUGGACACUGUGGAGGCUGCAGCCUCCAGAGACCUCCUGCUCAGCCUCCCUGGGCCCCGGGAAGGGGGAGAGGACGGUGGCAGGGAGAGGUGCCCUGGGCUAGAUCUCACUCAAGGUGGGUGACUAGGACACAGAUAGAGAAGAGGCUGGGAACUAGGCUCUGGGGCUGGAUGAUCUGGGUUCCAAUCUCUGAUGGGCCACUUCGUACUUAUGGGACCUUGGGCAAGCUGUUUUUAGUUUCUUCAUCUGUACAAGGGGGAUAAUAAUUGUCCCCAUCUCACAGCAUUUAGAAAGAAAAUGCAGGGAAGGUGCUUAACUACAAGCCCAGUCCAUGUUAGUUAUGGUUAUUGUUGUAGUUGAUGAUGUAGUUAAUGACUAAGAAGCUUAUUUUAAUCCUCCCAACAGCAGUAGGGAGACGGGCAGUGUUACCACCCCCUUUUAGCAGAUACGGUGACUAAGUCCUGGCAAGGCGGACGGCUCGGCCUGGAGAGGUUCAGACUCGGGGGACUGCCAUCGGGGUCUGGUGAUUUCGAGGGUCUGCUCUGGUCGGAUGAAACUGACUUGUGUGAGGCACUGGGAACGAGGAAACAGAGCUGGCCAGGAUGGAAGGGAUUGUGUCUGGAGGUGUGGGGCAGAAUCCUGGUGCUCACGCGGUUGAGCAGUGGUGGGGAGCCGAGGUCUGGUCCGCGAGGCGUAGCUUGGAUUCUCCUCACCUGUGGGCUGACCGAGGACCGGCCUGUCCGGGCAGGUCCGGGCUGUCGGUCGCUGGAGGUUUGCUGUGGUUAUUGCUCAGCCACUGCUGGUUUAUGCUGCGUGCCCAGGCAGAGGCCAGGUGAGGAGAAAUGAGUGUCAUUGCAGGGCCUUCACUCAGGCUGCACCCUCUGCCCAGGUCCCCGCCCUCCUCUCCUCACACCUGGCAGCUCCUGCUUGUGCGUUUACAGGACUGUUAGCAUCACCUGUUCACAGAAGCGCUCCCUGAUUCACCUGCAGAUUAAGUCAGUGGUUCUCAAGGUUGGUCUCUGGAUUAGUAACGUCGGCAUUACCUGGGAACUUAUUAGAAACGCAGAUUAUCUAGCCCCACCCCAGACCUACUAAAUCAGAAACUGGGCGGGGCGGCGGGGGUGAGGAGGAGGACCCAACAAGCUGUUGAAGUUCUUCAGGUGAUUCCAGUGCAUGCUAAACAUCCACAAACACUUGGUUAGGUAAUAAAAAAAAAAAAUUGAUGCUUCUUUCUUUGGGCUCUUAACGUAUUCAGACACCAGCAAAGGUCGGGGACCCAAAGGAAAGCCCAGUUUCUCUCUACCCUGUCUUCAAAGAGCCACCAUCUUAUAACAGCUUCUCCUGCCCAGGAAACAAUCUUGUGCCACAGUGAUGGGGUUCCGUUGAACAGAACCCCAACAUGGUUACAGGAGACAGUGCUGGGGCCACUUAAAGAAGCCUUAGCCCCGGGGGCCCCACCGAGCGAGCGGCAUGCGGCACCCCCAGGCAUGCCCAGCAUCCUUCAGCCCACUGCCCAGCCCCCCCAGGAGGCCCUAACGCCCUGGGGCACUUCUGCUGUGCACAGGACCACGUGGGGGUUUGCCAUGGUGACAUAAAGGGGCGCGGAGGAAGGAAGGAGCGCAACCAGCCGCGGACUGCACCCCUGGCUGGGAGGAAGGGCUGGGGCCCGGAUCCUCCACUGCCACUGCCACUGCCCACUUCGGGCCUUGCUCGCUGAGUCUCUGUGAACUUGUUGGUCGGUGGACAACUUGGGAGUCUUCUCCUGCGUGGGGCCUUGGGGCAGCCGGGGCGGCCGGGCCCCCGGUGGCCGAGGUCUCGGGGGCCAGGAUGCCCGCCCUGGCGCGCCUCCGCAGGCUGUGUCGGCACAUGUCCCCGCAGGCUGUACUUUUCCUGCUGUUCGCCUUCUGCCUGUUCAGCGUUUUUGUCUCGGCCUACUACCUAUAUGGCUGGAAGCGGGGCCUGGAGCCCUCGGUGGACGCCCCCGAGCCUGACUGUGGGGACCCGCCGCCCGUGGCCCCCAGCCGCCUGCUGCCACUCAAGCCCAUACAGGUGGCUGCCCCUUCCCGCACGGACCCGUUGGUGCUGGUGUUCGUGGAGAGCCUCUACUCCCAGCUGGGCCAGGAGGUGGUGGCCAUCCUGGAGUCUAGCCGCUUCAAGUACCGCACAGAGAUUGCACCGGGCAAGGGUGACAUGCCCACACUCACCGACAAGGGCCGCGGCCGCUUCGCCCUCAUCAUCUAUGAGAACAUCCUCAAGUACGUCAACCUGGAUGCCUGGAACAGGGAGCUGCUGGACAAGUAUUGCGUGGCCUACGGCGUGGGCAUCAUUGGCUUCUUCAAGGCCAAUGAGAACAGCCUGCUGAGCGCGCAGCUCAAAGGUUUCCCCCUGUUCCUGCACUCCAACCUGGGCCUGAAGGACUGCAGCAUCAACCCCAAGUCCCCGCUGCUGUACGUGACGCGGCCCAGCGAGGUGGAGAAGGGCGUGCUGCCCGGCGAGGACUGGACCGUAUUCCAGUCGAACCACUCCACCUAUGAACCUGUGCUCCUGGCCAAGACGCGGUCGUCCGAGUCCAUCCCGCACCUGGGCGCGGAUGCCGGCCUUCACGCCGCGCUGCAUGCCACUGUGGUCCAGGACCUGGGCCUUCACGACGGAAUCCAGCGCGUGCUGUUCGGCAACAACCUCAACUUCUGGCUGCACAAGCUCGUCUUCGUCGACGCCGUGGCCUUCCUCACAGGCAAGCGCCUCUCGCUGCCUCUGGACCGCUACAUCCUGGUGGACAUUGACGACAUCUUUGUGGGCAAGGAGGGCACGCGCAUGAAGGUGGAGGACGUGAAGGCCCUAUUUGAUACGCAGAACGAACUACGGACACACAUCCCAAACUUCACUUUCAACCUGGGCUACUCAGGGAAAUUCUUCCACACAGGUACUGAUGCUGAGGACGCGGGGGACGACCUGCUGCUGUCGUACGUGAAGGAGUUUUGGUGGUUCCCCCACAUGUGGAGCCACAUGCAGCCCCACCUUUUCCACAACCAGUCCGUACUGGCUGAGCAGAUGGCCCUGAACAAGAAGUUCGCUGUCGAGCACGGCAUUCCCACAGACAUGGGGUACGCAGUGGCGCCCCACCACUCGGGCGUGUACCCUGUGCACGUGCAGCUGUACGAGGCCUGGAAGCAGGUGUGGAACAUCCGCGUGACCAGCACAGAGGAGUACCCCCACCUGAAGCCAGCCCGCUACCGCCGCGGCUUCAUCCACAACGGCAUCAUGGUCCUCCCGCGGCAGACCUGCGGCCUCUUCACACACACGAUCUUCUACAACGAGUACCCAGGCGGCUCCAGCGAGCUGGACAAGAUCAUCAACGGGGGCGAGCUCUUCCUCACAGUGCUCCUCAACCCUAUUAGCAUCUUCAUGACGCACCUGUCCAACUACGGGAACGACCGCCUGGGCCUGUACACCUUCAAGCACCUGGUGCGUUUCCUGCACUCUUGGACCAACCUCCGGCUGCAGACACUGCCCCCGGUGCAGCUGGCCCAGAAGUACUUCCAGAUCUUCUCUGAGGAGAAGGACCCGCUCUGGCAGGAUCCCUGUGAAGACAAACGCCAUAAAGACAUCUGGUCCAAGGAGAAGACGUGUGACCGCUUCCCAAAGCUCCUCAUCAUUGGCCCCCAGAAAACAGGCACCACGGCCCUCUACCUGUUCCUGGGCAUGCACCCCGACCUCAGCAGCAACUACCCCAGCUCUGAGACCUUUGAGGAGAUCCAGUUUUUUAAUGGCCACAACUAUCACAAAGGCAUCGACUGGUACAUGGAGUUCUUCCCUAUCCCCUCCAACACCACCUCUGACUUCUACUUUGAGAAAAGCGCCAACUACUUUGAUUCGGAAGUGGCUCCCCGGCGGGCGGCUGCCCUGUUACCCAAGGCCAAGGUCUUGACCAUCCUCAUCAACCCAGCAGACCGAGCCUAUUCCUGGUACCAGCACCAGCGAGCCCAUGAUGACCCAGUAGCCCUGAAGUACACCUUCCACGAGGUGAUCACAGCUGCGCCCGAUGCAUCCUUGAAACUGCGCGCCCUCCAGAACCGCUGCCUGGUCCCCGGCUGGUAUGCCACCCACAUUGAGCGCUGGCUCAGCGCCUUUCACGCCAACCAGAUUCUGGUCUUGGAUGGCAAACUGCUGCGAACGGAACCUGCCAAAGUGAUGGACACAGUGCAAAAGUUCCUUGGGGUGACGAACACCAUUGACUACCACAAAACCUUGGCGUUUGAUCCAAAGAAAGGAUUUUGGUGCCAGCUGCUCGAAGGAGGAAAAACCAAGUGUCUAGGCAAAAGCAAGGGCCGGAAAUACCCAGAGAUGGACUUGGAUUCCCGUGCCUUCCUGAAGGACUAUUACCGGGACCACAACAUUGAGCUUUCCAAGCUGCUGUACAAGAUGGGCCAGACACUGCCCACCUGGCUACGGGAGGAGCUCCAGAACACCAGGUAGCCACGGCCACCACAGCCAGACUGAAUGUGACGGCAGGGACGUCCCGCCACACGCUGAGCCAGACUGACCUGCAGAGUGGGGAGCUGGGCCCGGGCUGGCCAAGUACUUACAAGCAAUACUCUGCUGCAGCCCAGGUAGGGCCAGGAGAAGAGCCCAGGCAGGUCCACACGCACCUCAGAGCGUCCAGUGCUGGGUUGGUGGCCUCUAGGACCUCCUUCGCCAACCAGGGUCCAUUCUGCUCAUAGUUUUUCAUGGGGAGGCCACUUCCUGUUGGUGGAAGACCACAAGCUGGUAGGAAGCAGUCCACAGGACUCUGUUUUCCGUCCCUGUGUUCCACCCACCCUACCCUCUCCAUCCCAUCACUCCCUGCUCCAGUAGGGUGUCCACUCAGUAGUAUUUUCCCUGUCCUCCAGACAACGAGGAGAAGAGCCCAGCUGGGGCUUUUGCCAAACCAGGGAGAGAGAUUGGACGUUUCCGUGAUGGUUCAAGCCAGGCUCUUCAGAGGGGUCAGCUGGGAACCCAGAGGUGGUCCCUAGGCUGGGUGUGAGCGUGUCCAGCUCGAGAGAACGCUGGACCUCCACACCCAUUCUGCUUCAUACCUUCCCAUCUCACCUUCCCUCUUUAGAGAAAGAAUCGCUGGUUCCUCCAGUACCCACCCAGUCCUAAAGGCCUCCUUCAGGGCCCUGGGGCACUGCCACGCAUUUGGACCCAGAGACCCAGGCCUCAACCCUACCCCGUUCUUCCCCCUGGGAUAUGACAUGUGUGGUGUUUCCUGUGGUAAAGGACUGAGGCGGUCGUGGAGUCGGCCGUAUACAUGUCCCAGUGUACAUAUGUUGUCCCUAAGCCCCCCUGGCCUUGGCCCCUGGCAGAUGCUGGGCAGACUUGAUGAGACUGCCAUCCCUGCUCUGCGCCAGCUGCCUGUGGCCAAGGGUUUCUAGAGAGCCCCUUAACCUCCCAAAUACUAAGAAGCUAAAGUAUUUUAAUAUUUUUUUUUCUUGGUGCCAGAGUUUAUACCCUGGGUGCUGGGGUCGCACUGUGUUACAUAUAUAUAUAUAACAUGUAUAUAUAUAUAUAUAUAUAUAUAUUAUAUUUUUUUUGGUUGGGUUUGUUUUUAAUUCAGUCGUACAAAAUGGUGGCAGGCCCCAGUCCCAAAGGGCGUCGUAUCUCAGUGCUAGAGAAUGGGAUGGAAGGGGGGGGGGGCGUGUUCAUGUGCGGAGGCCUCAAGGACACAGUAUGGAAGUGCCCCAAAGGGCGUCGUAUCUCAGUGCUAGAGAAUGGGAUGGAAGGGGGGGGGGCGUGUUCAUGUGCGGAGGCCUCAAGGACACAGCAUGGAAGUGCCCUGGGAGAGGGCAAGUGCCAUGGCCGCCCCGGGGCUGCCCCAGGUGAACAGGUGGCGGGAUGCAUAAGGAAGACCUACUCUUUCCAGGAGAUCUGGCUUCAUGAAGCGCGGUGACCCUGGGGCACUUUUGGCCAAAGGAAACAGCCAGGCUGGGGUAGGAGACCCCGGGGCUUAAAGGCUGGCCUGUUCCCCUUCCCCUCACAUGGUGCUAGGUUGGGAGCUGCCCUGGGAGCCACAGAACUGUCUCCAGGCCCCCUGCCGACAAGGGGGGGGGGUCUCUGGGCUAUUUUCUGGUUGGGGCCUGCUCCUACCCACCCCUCCCGCCCCCAUCUUUUAACAAUGUGAAGUGACUAAGGCUGGGGUGCCUUUCCCCAGCCCCUCCCACUGCCAGUUCAGCUUUGAACUGACACCUGGGAAAUCCUUUCUGGAGAGCCUUGUCUUGUUCAGAAGACUCUACCAUGUUGGGGCUGAAGAGUCCUUCAAUGGGUGUGGACACAGGUCCAGAAAUGGGAGGUGGCCUCCGGGGCUGAUGUCACAGAACCGAUUGGGAGCAGGGCCAAGAAUUGAACUCGAGGCUCCCAAUGCCGCGCCCAGUGCUCUUCUUCCAGUGCCACACUGCCUCUGAGCCCGUCCUUGGGACCCUACUCUGUGCCAGGUUGCUGUCCCUCCUUUAGUCACGCCCUUGGUCAUUCCAGGAUAUGGGGACAAACCACUCCUUCCCAGCCAGGGUGCCUUUGAGCCUUCUCAGUUCCAGAUCUGCAUUUGCAUCCCUGUCGUGCUCUCCCCACCUCAAAAGGUUCUUUCCCAGCCUGGGAGCCUGGAUCUUAGUUCCCAGGGUCUCCACUGGGAUGGAGAAGUGGAAUGUCCUACGGGGCCAGCUGCAUCUGGCUCUACUGCCUCCCGAGUGAAGCGUUUCCAUCAUGCUUCUCACUGGGGCCUUAGAACCCGGGAACCCUGGUUGCUGCUAACCCUGCAGGGGAUGAGAAGCAGAGUGUCUGAGGACAGGGUGGCAUGUCUGCGUGUACGCUUGUGAAGACUUACCUGCACCAGGAACCAGACUCCCAGAGCGGGCAGCGGCUUCCAUAGUGCAAAACCUGGGCCUCGCUUCCCGUCUGUCAGCGCGGGGCUCUGCUGCAUGACCCGUGAGGAUGUCACAGCUCCCACCAUCUGAGAUCUUCCCUCUGGGCCUGGACACCUGGGCAGGCUGCCCAGAGCCUGUCCUCGUGGGGCGGGCAGGUCCGCUCCCCUCAUCCUCUGGCCUGAGGAAGAAACAGGCAGGUUUGAGGCCCUGUGGUAGCAGAGGAAAUGCUGGAGACUUUUGUCCAGGCCCUUCUGGGAGGCUGGGGACUUGACCUGUCACAUGUUCUCAGUCUGUCUUGUCACUGCUACUUUUUCCCUUCCCACUAACGAAUCUCUCUCGAGAACCCACUUCCAGGACCGGUAGGUACUGGGGAGGGGAGAGAAGUCCCUCUAGGUUCUCUCAGCUGCUGAGCACACAGAUUUCCCCCCCCCACCACCACCACCACGAGAGGAGAAAACCAGAGGUCAGUGGGUGCAGUAUCCUCAGCAUCUUCCAUGUUACUAAGUCACUGGCCAAAAACAAGAAAAAAACCUCUACCAUCCCUUCUGCCAUCUCCUCCACACACCUGUGCCUCAAGCUCGGUGCAGGUGGGAUGUGCAGCUGCCUCCGUCACUCGGGGCUCUAGAGCUGCCCACAGUGCGGGCAUCUUGCACCUGGAGAAGGAGUCUGAGGUUUAAAGACUGGUCUCUUUCGAGCCCCUACGUAGGAGCAGCCGGUGCCUCUGGGGCCCAGCUGAGGGAGCAGUGGUCUGUUCCCAGUAGAAGAAUACUACUAGGUUGACUCGCAGAGAUUGCUGGUCCCAACAUCGAGCCGUCCCCACAGGUUUGUUAGGAGAAAGAGCAAGUAAAUAAGUAAGUGUUGUACCAAAUAUUUUAUCAUGAGCUCCCACUGCCCACCAUUCAGACUUAAAAUUAGUGUUUUGCCACAUUUUAAUCUUUCCUUCCGUACAAGCAUAUUUUCUCUGAACUAGUUUAAAAGUUGCAAACAGAAGGAGACUCCACCCCAAAUGCUUCAGCCUGCAUCUCCUAAGAGCUAGGACAUUCUCCUACAAUUGGCCCAGUAUCACACCCAGUAUCACAACAGUAAUUUCCCAGCAACAUCUGCUAAUCAACCCAUAUUCACAGUUCUCCCAAAUAACUUACACCUGGUUUUGGAAUCGGGAACUAGUUAAGGUACACAUGUCGCAUCGAACUGUGUUUCCUAAAAUCUCUUUCAAGUCAGUAAACUUUCCCUUCUGCUCACUCUGGUUGUUUGAGUGACAUUAUUUCGGAGGCUAGCAGGCUGCUGUCCUAUAGAAGUCCCACAUGCUGGAUUUGUCUGUUUCUUCACGGUGUCACAGAACAAGUUCCUCUAACCCCUGUAUUGGCAAGGGUGAUUUAGGCUAUGGGGAUUGGUACCUUUUGUGCUGACUUGAAAACUUCAGUCCAUCCUAAGAUGCCCCUCUGCUGUCACCUGUACCAAGUGCCAAGUCAGCAGAGGGGCCUGCCAGAGCUGGAGAGGGCGAGGGAGGAGGCAUCACAGCCGUGCCUGGGAGGGUCUAGAAAGAAGAGGCUGGACCACGCAGUGUGGGCCUGUCGGGAAUGAGACAUCCCGGACUCAGAAGAUCCUGUGCUGCCCCCUUUGCUCCUGGUGAUGGAGCACAGGGCACCAAAGAGCAUCUCUCUUUCUCUCUGUUUUGUGGUCUCUGGGUUUUCAUUUCCUGGAGGCCCAUGGUCUGUGUGCACUGGAGCAGAGCCAGCCCCUGGGAUGCACCAACGAAGGGCUCCGCGGGGGGGCGCUGCCCCACCCAAACUGCGGUUGCAGAGAAGAGCACUGGGCUGGAGGCAGGAGAUGUGAAAUUUUGUCCCAGUUGAGUACACUGAGUAGCUGAGUGACAGUUUUCCUCCCAGGGACUCAAUUUCCCCAUCUAGAAUGAGCAGAUGGGCCUACAGCAUGGAUUUUCAGACAUCAAAGAAGGAAGCAGGUCUGCUGUAGUUGAAGUGAGGAUGGAGGUCCCAGGCCCCCCGCACCGCUGCCCAAGAGGCACUGCUGGGUCCCCAGGGCUGCCUGCCCCCAGAGGCUUUCCCUCGCCAGCUCAGACAGCCAGAGACAUUUUUUAGUUCCCACAAGGGAGAGGCAUGGGCUUUGUGUGGGGUCAAUGUCAAGGGCCUAUGGGGGGACUCUGGCUGUGUUUUAUCCUAAUAAGUUCACCCCUCCCUCUCUCCUUCCUCUCUGUGGCCCUUGAGGAGAAUGAGGGCCGAGAGGGUUUUCUAUGACUGUGCUAGCUUUUAUUAUCAGCAAGAGGGCUCCUUUUGUAAUUUGUGCAUGAAAUUCAUGUCAUUUCCUGGGGAGAGGAGAGGGCUGACUGGAGAGGGUGCGGGGCACAUUAGGGGAGCAGGCAGAGGUUUCCUUCCCUCGUGGGAGUGCGGAGAGGAGUAGAGAGGGGGGCGCUACCCCGCUCACCUGGUCAGGGCUCUCAAACCAGCCGUUUUGGGUUGUGUUAAAAGUGGGAACCUUCCCUCCAUUAAUGUACAAUCUUGAACUAACUGCUAAUAAAGUGGGGUUCUGUUUGUA